AUGACUGAUCAAUAUGAUCGCAAAUAUGAGUCACCAGAAGGAACCGCCGUUGAUGGACUACCUCGUGUGAAGGCGAUAUACAUUCAUCCUGUCAAGUCAUGUGGGCCUGUUGAGGUUGAUCGCGCGUUGCUUACCAAGUCUGGAUUUAUGUAUGACCGAUCUUUCGCACUGGCAACUGAGAGCCCUCAAGCCGAAGACCCUGCGACCUUGGAAUGGCGUUUCAUCAGCCAGCGCACAAAACCAAAUAUGGCUCUCAUCGCAUCAGAGUUAUGGCUGCCGACCAAGGACAGCAACCCGGAUGACCCGUUAGUUCAAUCAGGUGGAUGUGUGGUUUUGACAUUUCCAGACCUAGAUACGCCAGACUGGAGAACUCGAUUUGAGACAAUUUUCCAUACAUGGAGCCUCUCCGCUACACCUAAGGUAUCCUGCGUUGUACCCCUCCAAAUUACAGCCACUCAGAUGGACCGAUUUAACAUGAAAAUGAAAACGUUCCGUAUCCACUCCCGGGAUGCCAAGGGCCUUGAUAUGGGAGAAGUACCCUCGGUUGCGUCUGCCUUGCCCAAGCUGAAGAAGUUUCUGCGACUUUCCAAUCAGUCAAGUCUUACGAUUUUGAGGUGUACUCCAGAUACCCUCGUGCACACCGAUAAGAACCUCGCGCCACUGCAGUAUAUCGGCACACCAGCCGUGCACGGCUACACAGACCAACAGCCUAUCAAUAUCAACAAUUUGUCAUCCGUACAUGCUGUGUCAGCACUUCUUCCUCAGGAGAACCAACCCCUAAAUGCACUUCGCUUCCGGGCAAAUAUAUGGAUCACAAACACUCCCGCCUAUGAAGAAGAGACAUGGAAGCGCUACCGUAUACUGCCGAAGCAUGCCCGAUUUGAUUCCAGUGAGAAAUUGCGCGCCAGUGUGGCUCCUGUCCUUUCUGUUGUCUGCCGCACAUCUCGAUGCACCAUGCCGAACGUCAACACCGACACUGGAAAAUUCGAAACGGACAUUCCUCUCCCAGAGAAAAAGAAAGGCAAACCACAGCCAAGCACAACUUUAGUUCAGCACCGUACGAUCGAAACGGGAAAUAAGGCGGCACUCGGUUAUCUUGGCAUGCACUGCGUUCCUGAAGAUCGGAACUUGAUGGAGGCCGAAGAGCAAAAUAUGGGGUUAUAUGUUCAGGUCGGCAAUGAGAUUGAGGUUCUUGAGCGGGGAGUUCAUCUUUACGGGUCUACGGGAAAUGACUAUUAG
Messenger RNA from Penicillium antarcticum, 1239 nucleotides. RefSeq lists its product as uncharacterized. The record is from RefSeq and is a predicted model, not a curated record. The coding region runs from base 1 to 1239 and encodes 412 amino acids. Gene Ontology annotation, molecular function: molybdenum ion binding; catalytic activity; pyridoxal phosphate binding. Lineage: Eukaryota; Fungi; Ascomycota; Eurotiomycetes; Eurotiales; Aspergillaceae. The transcript has a single exon.